Molecule: messenger RNA, 1355 nt
Organism: Arachis ipaensis
Lineage: Eukaryota; Viridiplantae; Streptophyta; Magnoliopsida; Fabales; Fabaceae
Source: RefSeq, a predicted model, not a curated record
CUUCCCAUCAGGUUUUAUUUUGAUUUUAGAAUUUUGCUAUAUAGCAUAGGUUCCAUAUAAAGCAUUGAAAAUGAUCUAUCAUCAUAUAUCUAUGUUUAGAAAUCAUUACUUGCAAAGUGGUGCACUAAUAAGCACUAUUAAUGGUUCUCUGUAUGGCCCUAAUAUUAAUGACAUUAUACCAAGAAUAUAUAUAUUCUUUUUGGUUUAAAUAUCUAAGAGAGAUAGUAUAUGAAAAGAAGAGAAAGUACAUACUUGGUUGGUUAUGUAUUAUUCUCUCUCUAUCUGUACGUUUAUAUAUCUGUGGUAAAAGAAAUUAUUUAUGGUGAGAAAAUUUCAGCAAAUAACUUAGGGAAUGGAAGAUAUUUUUUUGUUAUUCAAGUUUGUGGUCCAAAUUUUUGGAAUGAGGGAAGCAUGGGACUAAGAAACAGACAACUUAUGCAUAAAGGGAAGUUGAUGUCAUCAUUUUGUAGUAUUAGGGCUCAAUGCCAUUAUUAUAGUUUAGCAGUACAUAUAUACACACAUUCCCCCACACCAACAUAGCUAUUUUCAGCAUAAACAAUAUGAUGUUUCCAUUGAUCAUUUCAGGUAACAUCAAAUUGAUAACUGAUAUAUGAAGGUUGAAUGAUAAACAUACAUGAACAUCUGAACACAAGUUUCCACCAAAGUAUAGUUAUUAGUUAAUACUGCAGAAGCUUAAUUAGCAGUUAGAUAUCCAAUAAUGGAGAAGAAGCUCAUUAGGCCAUGUGACAGAGAAUACAUGAGGAUGGCCAUGCUAAAACAUGAACAAACUUUCAAACAACAGGUACUUCUUCUUCUUCUUCCCUUUCAGUUUAUAUACAAAUACAGCAGAAUCAGUGAAAUUGAAGAGUCAGAGAUUGAGUUGACUCUAGGGCCUUCAAGUCACUACAACCGUAAGAAAGUUGUUGAGGCAUCACCUCUAACUUCAGAUUCAGGUCAAAGCUUUUCUUCUUCUUCUGGUUCUGGUUCUGGAUCCUGUUUCAUACACAACAACACAAGUUUCAAGACCCAUCAAUAUCAUAGCAGCCAUAGAGAAGAAUUAGGUGGAGGCAUUAUAGGCCUUGUCCAAGUGCCACAUUCAAGUAGUGGUGUUAGAAACGGCUACCAUAUUAUUGAAGAACAAUCAAGACUAGAGAGAUCAAAACAGCCACCUUCACUUCUUCAAGUAUUGAGCCUUAGCAUUACAUGAGAAUUUCUAUGGUCAAUGUGAUACAUAUAUAUAUAUCUGCUUAAUUUACUACUGUUUUGACUAUUAUCAAGUGCAGUUUUAUGAUGUCUUGUGUAUAAAGUACUAAGUUUUAUGGUUUAACCGGUUAUGGUGUCUAAUAUUUCUUUGA